Messenger RNA from Amphibalanus amphitrite, 2371 nucleotides. RefSeq names its product collagen alpha-1(I) chain-like. Gene Ontology annotation, biological process: snRNA transcription by RNA polymerase II; snRNA transcription by RNA polymerase III. Gene Ontology annotation, cellular component: snRNA-activating protein complex. The coding region runs from base 305 to 2239 and encodes 644 amino acids. Lineage: Eukaryota; Metazoa; Arthropoda; Thecostraca; Balanomorpha; Balanidae. Gene Ontology annotation, molecular function: sequence-specific DNA binding. The transcript is spliced from 8 exons. The record is from RefSeq and is a predicted model, not a curated record.
AGCACGCCGCCGCUCCCUACCCCGGAGAGGACCGAGAUGAUGCCAUUUCGGUGCACCAGAUGAGGGCGGGCCACCGGGGCCGCUUGCUCCAGUACGGCACUGAAUCGGCUGUCUUCACUCCUCUGCGUGCCAGCAGUGCCCAGACAAGCGGUGCCCAGCGGCGCUGUGCACCGUGAGCCGAGAAGAGGCUGAUGUGCCGGAGCACGUGCUGCUCCGCUGCCCGGCCCUCGCUGGCUCCCGCCGAGAUGUUUUGAGCUGUGCAAGACAAAAGCAGUGACAGUAAUCCUGUCACCACGAUAAUAGGAUGGCAAUGUCAAAUUUCAGUAUGGCACUACCACCACAACAUGAACCCAGGUCUUCAAGAGUUGCAUCAUUUGCCAGCUUGUCAACGCCAGCUGGUGCUUUGAACCAAGGUACUGAUCGUGUGUUUGACGCGUCUGAAAGCUCGGAGGACCGCCGCCUGUUCACCAUCGUACACGGUGUGCGAGAGGACUGCAUCAGGCUGCUGCAACAGUUCGAGGCGCGCCAGUCGCUCCGGUUCAACGACUUCUCCGCCUGCUGGAGGGAUAUGAUGUUCUCUCACAUACUGAGCGGCCGAACGAUCGUGGCUGAACGGAUCGAGUACCUCCAGAAGACCAUGGCUAUCGCCGUGCGGCUAUUCGUCAACGGACAGGACAUCAUAAGAAAAGUGGGCGCCCUGUACCUCAUGUACGGCCUCUACAUGAAGAUCGGAGCGGGCGAGAGGAUUCUGGUCGGGAUCCGGGUCACGCCGCUCGUCUGGGCUGCGCUGAAGGAGGUCCGUGAGCUCGCCGUCCAACAGAAUCACCACGACGUCCUCUUCGUCAUCGACAAGCUGCUCUUCAUGUCGGCAUUCGUGUUCGUCGCACAGGACCGGGAGCUGGCUCCGGACCUGCUGCACCGCUCGGCCAAGACGGACGCCGGCGACGAGGACGCUGGCUAUGAGCUCGAGGAGGAGAGCCCGCUGCAGGAGUACCUGGAGGACGGCGGCCUGCAGCAGCUCUCCACGCUACACACCAAAUACGAGGCCAUCAAGCAGCAGCUCUUCAAAGGUGCCAACAUCGAACGCAUCUCCUUUCUCGGCGCCGAUGUCGCUCCCGACAUACAGAGACGUCUGGAGGCGAUCAUAAAGGGGAAGGCACCGGCGGCAGCUGAGGCUGCCGCUGAACAGGACAAACCCACUACACUGACCGGACGUCGCGGUGCGCGGGAGCGGGCCCUGGCGCGCUUCAGAGACGAGCCGGCGCCGCAGUCGCCGCCCGACGAGGGACCGGAGUCCGCCUCGUCAGCGGACGAACACACAGCUGAGACCUCCCCGCCCCCGUCCCCUCCCAAACGGGCUAGAGGGCGCGGCGGCCGGCCGGUCGGAACCAGCGCCCGCGGAGGCGCAGCAAAGGGUCGAGGAGCCGGGGCUAAGGCGGGACCCACUGGGCCAGAGGCUGUGGCGCGGGGACCGAAGGCCGACGAUCCGGGACCGGGGACGAGUGACGCGGGAGCUGGACCGAGCAGCCCCUCACGGGAGACGGUGUCUAGUGACGGGAAUGGUAUGUCCCUGGGCGACUCUAGCCCGCCGGAGACUCCCUCGCCCCGUGGUCGUGGCAGCAGGAGAGGCUCCAGAGGAAGGCCUGGGCGGGCUAAGAUACCAACAUCCCGAGGUCGCGGUAGUAGGGGGGCCGAUCAAGGUCGUGAAAGUCCAGACGGGUCCCCGCCCGCUCGAGGUCGAGGGAGCAGAGGGUUGUCUCGGGGCAGGCCGGGUGGUCGUGCAAAGAUACCUACCUCUCGUGGUCGCGGCAGGAAGGGAGCCGAUCGAAGAGGAAGUACCAGUCCGGAAAACUCUCCCUCCACUCGAGGUCGUGGUGGCAGGGGAAGUUCUCGGAGAAGAAGUAGAGGUCUGUCGAUGUCUCCUUCGCGCGGGCGCGGCAGGAGGGGAGAUUCUCAGGGAAGAGUUCAGAGUCCUGGGGCGUCGUCUCCCUCGCGUGGUCGUCCCAAAAGGGCAGCCUCCUCUUCCCCAUGGAUGGGGAGGAAUGAGGGUCCCGAAGCGUCUCAGUCGUCCACGAACCCCAGCGAAGUGGAACUCGUAAUGGUCGAAGAAGUUGCGUCACCCACACGAGAUCGGGGUAGGGGUUCGAGCACCGGUGGUAGGGCUCGAGGUCGGGGUCGUGGUCGGGGUCGAGAUCGGGGUCGAGGUCGAGGUCGGGGCCGCGGCAGCGCUGCGCAGUGAUCUGGUCUGCUGUUAGGCACGUCAGUUCAGUGUGUUGGUCCAAUUGGGAUCCUUUUGCACUCGCUCGUUGUCAAUGUGUUACUGCGAUUGAAGGCUCUGAUUUGAUAAGAUGUGAUAAUUUGAAUACAGAAA